Magnolia sinica is the source of this 1584-nucleotide messenger RNA. RefSeq names its product plant cysteine oxidase 2-like. Bases 273 to 1133 code for a protein of 286 amino acids. The record is from RefSeq and is a predicted model, not a curated record. The transcript has 5 exons. Gene Ontology annotation, molecular function: oxidoreductase activity, acting on single donors with incorporation of molecular oxygen, incorporation of two atoms of oxygen. Lineage: Eukaryota; Viridiplantae; Streptophyta; Magnoliopsida; Magnoliales; Magnoliaceae.
CAGGGAAUAGCCCCUGGUUUUCACCUUCAAAACAAGUAUUAUUUUAUCAAACGUUUCUCUGUCUCCAUAUAAACCCCAAAUCACUAUCUCCUCCAACAAGAGAGCCAAACAGGCCCCAAACCAUAUAAAAUAAUAUUUUUAGAAGAUAUAAAAAACCACCCAUCUCUCUUUCUCUCUCUAGAAAGAAAAGAAAAAGAAAAAAGAGAGAAUUCUCAGGAAUUUCAUUUUUCUUGGGUUUUUUCUGGAUUUGGAUUUUCUUUCUUUUGGUCUGGAUGAGGAUUGAAACGGGCUUGAUUAACAGAAAAGGGCAGCAAUUCUGCGAAUUGCCUGCAUCAGCUACGGUGGCGGCGGCGGAAAAGAGCAGGGCGAAGAAGAAUCGGAGGCGGCAGAGGAAACCGAUGCAGGCAGCCGUAGUCCAGAAGCUCUUCAAUGCAUGCAAGGAGGUUUUCUCUGGCUCUGAGGCCGUCCCGUCUCCGAGUGACGUGGAACGGGUCCGAUCGGUUCUCGAUACCAUGACCCCAGCAGACGUUGGAUUGAAUCGGGACAUUCCGCUUUUCAGGAAAAUUGGGACUGAAGGCGCACCUCCAAUAACAUACCUACACCUCUAUGAAUGCAGCAAGUUCUCGAUUGGUAUCUUUUGUUUGCCUCCGUCGGGUGUCAUUCCACUCCAUAAUCAUCCAGGCAUGACAGUCUUCAGCAAGCUCCUUUUCGGCUCCAUGCACAUCAAAUCAUACGAUUGGGCUGAUAUUCCUCGCACUGCCAACGAGAUUGUCAACCCCUCUCACUUCCAGCCUUCAGGGGUCCGGUUGGCAAAGGUGAAAGUGGAUGAUGUCUUUACUGCCCCAUGCAACACCUCUAUACUUUACCCAGCCGCGGGAGGAAAUAUGCACCGUUUCACGGCAAUGACAUCAUGCGCGGUGUUGGAUGUGCUUGGGCCCCCUUACGCUGAUUCCGAAGGCAGACACUGCACAUAUUACCGUGAUUUCCCAUACGCAAGAUUUUCAGGAGACAUGGAUUUGGAAUUGGGUUCUGAAGAAGGGGGAGUGUACGCAUGGCUCGAAGAGACUGAGAAACCCAGCGAUUUCUUUGUAGUUGGCGAUAAAUAUAGAGGCCCGAAGAUUGUAGAGAAUUAACCUAUUUCCAUGUUGCAAUCAAUGGCUACCUUCUCUUGCAGUGGUGGCCCACCUGCUCACCCCCCUCACAGUUUCUAUGUAAAUACCAAAAGAAAGUGAAGUGAAGGAGGAGAAACGAAGAGCUUGGAAUUCAUACAUAGAUAAUUCAAAGGUUUCUCUUUUUUCCUUCAUUUUAACAGUGGUGAAUCUGUCUCUUUGCAAGGUCUUGAAAGCGGUUUUUUCUCAUUCCUUUUCCAGGAACCAUGGGGUCCGGAGUUUCCAAAUUUGUGUGUGUAGGGCCCAUUUUUGGUUGUCCAGACCAUAGAUUUGAUGGGCCUCAUGUGGAACUGGGAUGAUCCCAUACGCUUGCCAGAUUGGAAUAUUGAAAACUCUUUUUUAAUCUGUGGAUAAAUUUUCCAAUUUGAACCAUGUAUUUGUAUGAAUUUUACGAUCUGGAAGGAUUUUUUAGGCA